AUGAGCGGUAUGCAGUCUGAAGCCUCCAACACGCAGCUCUGGGCGCCUUGCCACUGUACAGCUGCUGUAUGCUACAAAGAGGUGCCGGAACACAUCAAAGAGGUGACGGAACUCAGUUUGGGUAAGUCCCGGCUGGAAAUAAGUCCUGCUAUUAUAGUAGAAUAACUGAAUGAAAGAGAUCUGGGACAGAAAAUUCAGCCAAAGGCUAUUGAGAAGCUGGUAGUUGCAUGAAUACAAACUGUAUUUCCUGUAUGAAGCAACGUGCCCACUAGUCAUAAGCAUCACAAAUAAAUUCCCGAUGAAAAUCAUGAAAUGACCAUGACAGAGGCAUAAUCCAGCCCUUGUCUGUAUCUCAACAUGCAUUGAUGGCAAAAGUCACAGGCUGAAAACUGCAAAAUUAUGAAAGAAAGCAUGAAAGAUCUAGCAGAGUAUAUUUUGUGAUUCAGUUCCUGCCUCAAGCUCUUAGAACAGGUUUCACCAACAUGGCACCCGUGGGCACCAGUGUCCCCACCAGUACCUCCUAUGCCACCUACAAAAAGUUUCUGUAAAUAUCCCCACCCCCCGCCAAAUCCACAGUGGAUGAGAUACUGUUUGCUUUUGCUGCCUAGGGCUGCAAUCCUAUAUGAGUCCGCAACUUAGUGCAUUUAACUUGUGCACAUUCAACUUUACACACAUUGCAAAAAAUAAAAGGUGUGGGUGUUCCAGGAAAAAUGAAUUUGACAGUCCCACCCACCAUUGAACCCAAUGGGUUUUGACCAUAUGUAAUUUUGGCUUUAGGUGCGAUCCCCAGAAUGUAACCCCGACGUAAUUUGUGGACUUACUGUACUCAUUUACUAGGAAGCAAGUGAGCAUAGGAUUUCAGUCUUUCAGUGCCUGUUUACUCAGAAAUAAGUCUCAUUCUGUUUAAUGAGGCUUACUAUCUAGCAAAGUGUAGUUAGGAUCAGUCCUUUUUUUCUAGAAAAAUAGGUGCCGGUACUCACCAUGAAGUUGUUACAGUAGUGCUACACUUUUUAACAACAACAAAAAAGAGGUGCCAGCACUGCAUACCCCUUGGGGGGAAAGCAGUGGUUAGGAUUACAAACUUCAUCUGCCUAACAUGCCCUGCACAAGCCCAGACUGUUAGGAUCAAACAGCAUGAUUUUUUUCCUCCUUGUUGUUUUGCUCUACAUCCAGUGUGAAGAUGAUUUCUGGAGAAUUCAAAAGCUUGCAGGUACUUUGUGAAAUUUAGGUGGUCCCAAUAGAGAUUAUCCCCCUAUUGUGGCUUUUUGAGCGCCCUGCCCUCCAUUAGACCAACAUCCCUACCUUACAAUUUUUGUAUGUUACUCAGUUAUCUUUUCAAGUCAGCUGACACCUCUCUACUUUGCCAUAAGUACAAAGUCCAUCACAGGCGAAACAUAGACAAGAACAAAGUAGAGAUUUUCAUGGAGAAAUACUUGACAGCUACCAAGCCAUGGGCACUGCUUUCUGGAUUCAGUCCACACUACUUAUUUUGAUAAUUUGCUUGGACAGGAGGAAUAUCUGAUUUCCUUGAAAUCUACAAUAGCCUCCACUUCCCCCCAGAAACCUUAGAGGAAAGCAUACUUUCUCUUGCUAACUAUUGCAGAAAUUUCCAGAAUUGUUGCUCCUCACUCACAAGUUCCAAACAUAACAAAUAUAGAGAGAAAGACUGUGAAAUUACGUAGUUUCCUUGUGCAACAAUGCAGGGCUAUAGACUGCAAAGUGAGAGGGAAGACAAGCCAGCCAGCCAAGACAAGUCUUCCUCCUCCUCCUUUACUACACUGCUGCCAUCAAGUGGCCAUCUCUUAUUUUUCUCUGGCUGCUUCCAUUAAAACAGUGCUUUAGCCUUCUAGACCAGUGUUUCUCAAUCUAUGGGCCAGGAAAGAACAGUGGGAGUCAGCCAUAGUCCCUCUUUGCUUGCAUGCCCAUCUUCUUACAGCGUCAGCAACAGCUGCCCCCAUUCACAGUGCAUAGGCAUGUGUGCAAGCACUAGGAGUUGGAAAAAAGAGUGAGACUGCAGCACUGGAAGUUGGAAAAGAAAGACAAGGAAAGGAAAGAUGGAUGGACAGUGUGGCUGACCAAAUGUGAGGGAAGGAAAAAAACAGAAAAGAGGAAGACGUAAGUGAUGAUCAAACUAACAUGCCUUGCAGCAACACUUUCAUGACUGUUCGCCAAAUGUGGACAGGUCUCCCAAUUAAGACCCUGCAUUCUGUGAUACCUGUUGCUUCUACUUUACCUUUAAAGGUAAAGAUAAAGGGACCCCUGACCAUUAGGUCCAGUUGUGGACAACUCUGGAGUUGCGGCGCUCGUCUCGGUUUACUGGCCGAGGGAGCCGGCGUACAGCUUCUGGCUCAUGUGGCCAGCAUGACAAAGCUGCUUCUGGUGAACCAGAGCAGCACACGGAAACGCCAUUUACCUUCCCGCCGGAGCAGUACCUACAGUAUUUACUGUAUCUACUUGCACUUUGACGUGCUUCGAAACUGCUAGGUUGGCAGGAGCAGGGACCGAGCAACGGGAGCUCACCCCGUCGCAGGGAUUUGAACCGCCAACCUUCUGAUUGGCAAGCCCUAGGCUCUGUGGUUUAAUCCACAGUGCCACCAGCACCCCAUACUUUACCUUUAGCCCUUGGCUAUUUCCUCUUCAACAAUGAAGUCCAGUUACUUUGCCUAGGCUCCAAGGAUUUUUAUUAUUAUGCCUCUGUUCCACUCCCUUUUGUCUGCCUCAAUAUGUGGUUUGUUUUGGUUUUUUUAAAAUCUUUAAUAACAUUUUAUUUGUAUUCUUUUAAAUAUACAAAGAUUUUUUUGAUGGUUAUGAUCCCAUUUAUACAGGUAGAGUGAAAAGCCACCAAUCAGACUGCUAAGGAUAGGGUAAAAUGUCUUCUGCCAUUGGUCUGUCUAGCUCAUUAUUGUCUCCACUGAUUGGCAGUGGUCCUCCAGGGUUUCAGCCAGACUUUUUUCCAGUCUUACCUGGAGAUGCCAGGAACUGAACCGAAGACCUACUGCAUGAAAUUACAUGCUCUGUCAUACAGCUAUGCCCUUCCUUGUUAGUAGAUGAAUGGUCUCCAAUCCAGUUUGACCAAAACCAACCUUCAUACCUCCCUUCAGAAUACUGGAUAUCAAUACAUUUGAAAUGAAAUACCUUACUUGGAUAUAAGACCUGUUGAAUUCAGUGGAACUGCCCUUUGAAUAAAUAUCAGUAAGACUGGCAUGAUGUACCUAACUCUUUACUUUCAACUGCAAAUUGAUUACCGGUAAUUUCAGUAAGCAUGCAUCUUAGAAAGACUAACAACAAUUAUUAUGGCAUGAGUAGUCAUGGACUUCCCACUUCAUCUGUCCACAAAAGCUUGUUCCACAAUCAUUGUUAGUCUUUUGCUGUAAAGUGGUAAUCCCACUGAAAUUCAUCUACUUUACAUUAGUACUGAAAAAUGUGCAAUAGCCAUUACCAAGAAAGAAAAUGAAACCUAGGAAAUCCCAGCAGGUGGCACUCUUUGCCUCUCUAAGUGCCAAAUUCUGUUUUUCAAUCUUUGCAGUACGUGCCUUUAAGUCAUUGCCCUACAAAUAUACCACCCAUCCCACUGGAUUGUAUCUGCGAUGCAAAAAAAAGUAUAAUAAAUUCCAAACAAACAAGAGCAAUCUCAGUGUUUGAGAUUGGAGAAUAAAUGUAAAUAUAUUUAUCAGUACAUUUCAGACCACCUCCAACAUGGUUCAUGGAAGAACAGGCCCAUUCAAACAUUACAGUCACCAGGUGAAAGCUCCCAAAGGUGCCUGGGUGGUGUGCUUGAAAGGCAGAAGAGCAGCACAAACUCUAGGAUGGAAAUACGUUCUCCUAUUUGCCAGAAUUUGGAGAGAGUAGAAGGUAAUACAGGAAGUAUCCAGGGAUGUGAUCAAUGCCAGUCUAAGUAUCCCAGGCCACAGAUGCACGCAUACACAGGGGCAAGGAUCCAAAGAUUUACAUGCAUGGGUGUGCCUUCCAUGAAUGAGAUAACUCAUUUCUAUUCAUGGAAGGGACUGAGAUCCAGUAGACUCCUCACUCUCCAUGAGGAUAUUUUUGCAGGCUCCUGCUGUUGCUCCAGGGGCUUACCAGCAUUUCAGAGGUAAGGAGGAAAUGACAAAAAUCGCCUACCGCCUUCCUCAAGUGCAGGUCAGGAUCAAACAUAGUGCAUUCUACACACACAUAGGGGUUGCUCAGAUUCUACUUCUCAUUGUGGGCCCUGAUUUUCUUCUUAAAGGUGACAGGGGACCCUCUAGAGUGGUAUUCAAGUUGGCACAAAGGGCUGUGGCUGCCUACCCCUUCAUGUGCAGAUGUGACUUGGCACAUGUGAAGUGGCCUGAUUAGAUCUUGGUCAUAGUUGUCCCUUCAUCACCACCCUGGUUCUGAAUUCUACCGGCUUGGCAGCACUAAGAACUAAAACUCUUUUUUUAAAAACGAGAGAAAUAAAAGUAGUGUAAAAUUGUUGGAGUUCAGUGUUAAAAGCAAAUGUGGCAAACACCAGUGGAAAAAGGUGGGUGUGCGUAUCUUCUGUGCAUUCAAUGUAUUUACUGGAUUGUGGCUCAUGUUGCUAAAGCAAUCUUCUAAUAAACUACGCUGCAAUCUGAAGCUCCAACACUUCUGUAUGAGCAGGGGCUUCCCCCUUGAUGUUACAAGUCAGAAAAACCACAGAACCGAUUGCUUAACAGUGAAACCACAGAGAAAGUGAAACAGCAGCCAAAACCAAGCUCCAACUUCAAUCAAACACCAGUUAUAGGUGAGGUAACAGUGACUUGGGUUUCCAAAGAAACUUGGUAUCUUCCAGGGUUAUUAAACGGAGUCAACGAGUUCCUGAAUCAGUAAUACAUAUAUAUUAAAUUAGUCAAAUGAAAUGAUUGCAUAUUUCACUCUUAGCUCUUCAUUUCUUCACUGAUAGAAAUAACUAGUUAUACUUGCAAAUAAUAUUGCAUCAUUCUCCUUGAUGAGCACAUAUAAGCCAUCACAAUUAUAACUGCAGCCCAGUGAAGCAUGAGGCUGUCUGCAUGUUUGCACUUUCAUGAUUUUCUUGUUCAUCACAGCUGCCUCCUCCUACCUGCCCUCUGCCAGCUAAAACCCAAAUCAUUCUUUGAGCUCAAGGGUGGGGAGUGUGGUGGAGUGUGGUAGCUUAGCAGAAGGAGCAACUGAGUUGAAGGGAUAGCUGCCAUGUACAUUCACAACCUUUGCUCUAGUUUUUUGUGUGUUUUUUUCUUUUUUUUGCUUACACUAUAUAUUGAGAGGCAGGGCAGAAGGAUGAAAUAAAUGAAGAUUGAUUAGUCUCACAUACUUUAUGUCUUUGGUUUGGGAAAAAGACACCCUCUUAAAAAAAAAAUCUUAACUUGUCACAAAUCAAGGGUAACUUGUGAAUAAUGAAGAGACUGAAAUGCACAAAAAUAUACAAAUAUAUCAUAGCACUCAGAAAGUAUUAUACAGUAUAAGAGAAUGUAAGUUGACAAACUGAAUAAUUUAUCCCAUGAUUUAGUCAGUGCUUUUCCUUAGGCAACAGCACAAAGCGAGGUCAGGAAGAGUCAGCAGGCUGCCUGCCUGGGUGUGUGGAGUGGCUCUAGAUUAGAAUCCAAAAGCACACCACAGCGUCCCAUACAGUCUUCUUGGCUUGCCACGUGGGGCAGCAGAAUAAGAGAAGAUCUGAAGGCUCCUGGUUGAUCCUCUAGCGCUGAGAAUGUCUGACAGAUUUAUUAACUUUUAUCCUUUCUUUGCUGGGCCUAGCAUCAAUGGGUGAGUAAAUCUUGGUGAGAUAUAUCUAUAUCUAUAUCUAUAUAUAUCUAUAUAUAUAUAUAUAUGGCAGUUUUAUUACUCUAACUAGUUGAUUUGUUCUGGAAAGCAUCCUUCAUGUAUCAGUAUCUAGAUAUUGUUAGACUACAACUCCCAUCAUCAAUGGCCAUGCUGGCUGGGGCUGAUGGGAGACUGAGUCCAGACAUAUCUGGGGCAGGUGUGGGGGACGCAUACAGAUUCCCCAUCUUUGCUGUAAAUAUAGAUUUAAAGGAUGCAUGGGGUAAAAGUACAGACCUUUACAAUAUAAAGAUGUUUCACUUCCACAGUAAGAAUACAAUAACCAACAUUUCACACACUUGUUCCAACUCUUCAGAGAAAUACAGAAAGUGCUAUGUGCCAAUUACAGCUUUCCAUUAUCUGGAUAUUACUAGUUAGUAGCUAUUCUGUAUUGGUCAUUGAGUGGAUAAACACAAGCAAACAACUACAACAGCAAAAUAAAUAUUAUAAAGGACAGCUGCCCACCAUUCCAGGAUUAAAGGCUGCACUCUUUCUACAGGAAAGUCCUAUUCAACAGAGUAGGACUCUUGAGUCCUACUCUCAUGCCUAGAAUUGAGUUGCGUGUCAUUACAAACUUUUUAAACAGACCAAUCUAUGCUGCCGUAAUACUAUUUAUUACAGUUUUCUACAUUCCUUUUGGUCUAUUAUCAAAACAUCCUCUGGUCUAAACUACUGACUGUAAUAUAAAAGAGUCACACGCCUAACUUGUGUUGCCUCCAUUAUAAAACAGGGCCUUCCUUUCUUGCUUUGAUAGGUUUAAACAGUGAUAAGUCCAUUUAGUACCACAGUCACAAGAUAAGGGCAGUUAUCCUAUUCCUGGCAUACACAGUUGACUGAAUGAAGGUGAUGUAGCAAGUAUGCUGUCACCUCUCCUGAUGUCAGCUUCAGCUUCCCUAGCAUGAGGGAUUUUACCCUGAGCCAGGGAUGGCAAACCUGUCACUCCCCAGAUGUUGUCAGAUGGCACAGCCGAUGCUCAGAGAUGAUGCAAAUUGUAAUUCUACAUCUGGAGGGCCACAACCUGUUCUAGGCCCAAUAAAAGAGUGUGGUUUUUAUUUUUGAGAACUAAGCUACAGCCUCCUUCUGCCAACCAAGGAAGUUCCCAAUCCACUUGAAUUUGAAGGGGAAAGCUUGGGUUUAUCCUAAAGAUUUACCCAACUUCCUUCCAUCAAAGGCAAAAUAGAGAAGAGGUCAGCAUGUUCCUCUUUCUAAUGUCCCAUUGCUAAUUAGGUAAUUAGGUAAAUUACAAAUAUAUCCUUGCCACUACAACUUUUAAAACAGAUUUGCAAAAUGCUUUUUUCAUCUCUGUCCUCAUUAUUUUGUGUUUGUAUAUAGUAUUAUAUACACAUGCUUGCAGAGCACCAUUGCUUCUAACUAUAUAUCCUUCUCAGAACUCAAUUACAAUAAUCAUCUAACAGAAGAAUCAGUAUUAGAAGAAUAGUCUUACUGGGUGAAAAUCUAAAGGAAGCCAGGUUUUCAAGCUUGGUGAUUUCUGAAAGUCAGAUAAUGUGGAGAUUAGACAUAUGGACUGCAAAAGAUUACCCAUAUUACUAAACAUAUAUGAGAUUCUCAGCAAAGGCAUCUACAGUCUGUAAACAUAAAUUGAUGGCCAAUCUCUCCUUCACUACCAAAAAAGGAGCUACCUUCCCCUUUUUUUAAACCUUAGGCAUCUCAAUGUGGCAGUAAGUUCACGACUAUGCCUCAAAGGUCCUGGGUCAGUGAGAGCUGGCCAAGUAUUCAGUUAUAUCAUGCAUAAGAGCAAAGUAACUGCGCCUCAGCUAGGUAACAUGGCAGAUUUAAAUUGUAAAAAGCAGCCUAGACAGAAUAUAUGUGUAUGCUCUCUGUGGGUGACAGACAGGGUUUAGGCACAACAAACUAAAUAUACACAUAUUCCAAUUGGAACGGACAGCUUUGCAGGCUCACAAAAUGGAAUUUGAACACUGUAAAAUGCCAACAGCCAUGUCAGUCACAUCAAGAUCAUAAUACUCCUCAUGUCAGAUUUCUUGGAUUAGAAUAAAAACCAAUUUUGUUGUGCUGGUGGAGAAAGCAAGAAUAUUUUUGUGCCAUAACUGUUAUGGAUAUGCAGGUUUGUUACAUAUCAUGAUAGGAUGAGUUUAAACAUGUAUUACUAUCCAUUUAAUGAGCAUUAACACCACACAGAUAAGAAUUUUCAGGAGAAUAUUGUUUAAAUAUUGCAUGAUUAGUUUUUAUAAUUUUUUGUUAAUUGCUCCCAAAGAUGAAUAGAACGGCACAAGUAGGAGAAGCCAUAUUGUGGAAUGUUAUAGGGACGUGGGUGGUGCUGUGGAUUAAACCACAGAGCCUAGGACUUGCUGAUCAGAAGGUCGGUGGUUCUAAUCCCUGCGAUGGGGUGAGCUCCCGUUGCUCGGUCCCUGCUCCUGCCAACCUAGCAGUUCGAAAGCACAUCAAAGUGCAAGUAGAUAAAUCGGUACCGCUCCGGUGGGAAGGUAAACGGCAUUUCCGUGCGCUGCUCUGGUUCGCCAGAAGCAGCUUAGUAAUGCUGGCCACAUGACCCAGAAGCUGUAUGCCGGCUCCCUCUGCCAAUAAAGUGAGAUGAGCGCCACAACCCUAAAGUCAGUCAUGACUGGACCUAAUGGUCAGGGGUCCCUUUACCUUUACCAUAUAAUAUGUGAUUUAGUGUUAAUUAUUGUACAUUGCAAAAUGUAAGAAUGUUACUUACCACCCAUCAUGUUCAGUGAUUUAGAAAUGAAAAACAGCAGAAGGAAGCAAAUUUUGUCUCACAAUAUGAUUUUAAGCACUCUUACAUGGAAGGAAGUUCCAUUGAAAUCUAUAUACCUUACUGCUGCCUCUAUAUAGGAAUCCAUUUGUGUGCAGUGGUUCUUCACAAGGUCUGAAUUUUCUCCACAUUUUUGCAAAUGUAUAAAUGGAAAACAAGGGAAAGGCCUGCAAGGCUCAGAGAAAAUUGUUAGAACCAUGCAACAAUGUGCUGUACAUAAAUGUUUCAUCACAUAGGGACAGCUGCCACAUGGAAUAAUUUAAAGUGGCCUCUAUGAUGCAGAACAAAGGAAAUGUGUAACUACCCCCUGAAGGCCCUUUCUUCCCUCAAAAAAACAGCUUGGGGGGGGGUUGCAAUUUAGAUUGCUGAAGUGGCAAGGGAAGAUUAUUUAUUAUAAUAAUUGAUAUCUCACCCUUCAGGAUACAAAACCUUCCUAAGCAGCUUACAACUAAUAUUGAUAUACUUUAUUUUUUUUGGAGAAAAGAAACAACAAGCCACAUCAACAUCUAGCAAGCCAUAACGAUCCUGGCCAGGUGGACGAGGAGGUGACAUUCCAGGUGGAACAGGAAUCUGCUCCUGCUGUCUUAUUUGUGUGACGAAACAGGUCAUCUGGAAUCUUGUUGAAGUAGGUAGUGUGUUGGGGAGUGGCCGUUGUAGCAGAAAAGCACCAUGUUCUCUCAAACCUGCUUUUCCAUACAGGAAUGGACCAGUUGGGUUAGGUUACCUAUAUUUGCACACAAUGUGUAGUCUGAUCCUUACAUUCCGGGAACAAUCAGCAACUCAUCUUAGGAGACAGCACAGAAAACUUGAUGAAAUCCUGAAAAGAUCUCCACUUAAAAGUCUUAUUGGAAGAGAAGGGUCUUCAGGAGGCACCAAAAAGACAACAGGGAUGUCACCUGUCUAAUGUUUAAUAAGGGGAGGGAAUUCCAAAGGGUGGGUGCCACAACACUAUAAAGUUAACAAAACAAAAUUGAAUAUUACAGAUGCAUUGUAUCAUGUCAAAUAUUUUGGGUUUUGUGAAGAAUAUGCCUUGUUACACUAGUAUUCAGUAAACAUUACUCAAUUCCGUCUGAACACAAGUUUUUGCUUUCUUUAUUUCACUCUUAAAUAGUAAAGUACUUACAAAAAUCUCCAGAGGCCCUGCUAAGUCUGUUACGGUAAAAGUGUAUUGAGGCAUGUUAUUGAAGCUGCAGUGCUUUGUGCAUACCAGAAUGUAAGCAUGCCUGGAACAUGUUUCUUACGGUAUAAGCUUUCAUAGACUACAGUCUUCGAAGGUGCUAAUAUUUACUUACAAGAAUGGCAACUUUGUACUUUCCUCAGUCCCCCUUCAAAGAAAAACAAGUCUCAAACUGGUUACAACGAGGGACCUAAAAUGCUGUACAUUGCAAGCGCAUUAUAAACUUUCCUGAAUUGGCAAACACACACACAGUUGUGGGAUAUGGAAGAGCCAGUAUAGAGGGAAAUGAAAAAGAGAAGGGAGCAAUUACUGGACCGGGGGGGUGGGGGAGUUACAGUGGUCAUUACCGAGACAGUAUUUUCUACAUGAAAAAAGUUCCCAGUAACUGCGCGGCUUAUUGCUCUACCAGUUCAACGGGGCUAACAGUAUCCCACCCAACCACCACUUAAAAAAGUAAAAAAAGAAGUGGGAGCAUUCCUCCUAUCCACGUGUUACAGACCAAACGUCUGUACCCCUGCCCAAAUGGGUGGGAUAAGCCACCCACCUUCCCCCCCCCCCUCGGUCAAUAGCCAAUCACGUAGCAAUUUCCCUCGGCCCGCGUUAAUUUAACCCAGGUCGUUCUCCUGAUUGGCCAACUCCGUAUCAGAUUGGCAGCCCAACGGGGUUAGCGUCACUGGCCCUGAAGGAAAGAAAGAGCGCCGCUUUCGCAGGUAGCGCGCGCGAGAGAGAGAGAGGUGCGCGCGCGGCUUUGGAACGUAGCUGACGCGCUUCUCGCCCAGCGCCCCCUCAGCGACCGCUCCGGUGGUCGGAGGCGCCUAUUCUCCUGCCACCUUCCCCCUCCCCCGCUACACUUGGCUCCCCGCGUGCGCCUGCUAUUGUCCACGCCUGCCGUGCUCCUAACUCCAAACGCCCCGCUGUUCGCCGCCGGCUCGGCUCAUUGGGCCGCGUCGGUUAGAUUGGCCGGCGGCGCAGCCAAUGGAGCUCGGUUUCCAAGGUACCGGCAGGCCCCGCCCUCAGCGCUUGCGGUAACAAUAUGGCAGCGGCCGCUAUUGGCAGAAUGGGCUCGUCUUGAGAGCGGCGGCGGCGGCACUGGCGACUCUGGCACUGCAGCGGGAAAGGAGCUAUCGUGAGCGCCUGUCCUUCUCGAGCGCGCUGCUCCCUUGCCUCGCUUCCUCCGCCGCCGCUGUGGGCUGCGGCGCUCGGCCGGGGCGCCCGAGUGCUGGUAAGUAACGUCCCUGCUUGGCUUAUGAGGCUGACGGAAUGAAUGGAGGGCUGGCUGGCUGCUGUGGAAGCGGGAGAAAUGGAGAUGCGGAGAGAGACGCCCCCUCCCUCCCUCCUUGUCCUUUCCCCGGCGGGGUCCCCGUCUCCUCUCGCCAGUGCCUCGAGCCGGUAGAAGCGAGGCUGGAGCCCUGCGCUGUGCGCAUUUCGCAGGCAGAAUGAAUGGACAGGCGGUCAUCGGGAUGGGGACUGCUUUGGUGCGAGGGAGGCCGGGAAGGGAGCGGGCGAGAGAGAGAGACGGCCCACCGGGCUAGUGCUUGUUCCUACGGGCAGUAGAAGCUCCUUUCCGCCCCCCGACUCUCUGCUACCCGAGGGGCCAUCGCUCUGUUGUGAACAUCAGCUUGGAGGGAGGGGGUGUCUCUCUGUCUGUCUGUCUCUCCGCUUGAGUGUAAUCUUCUGCGCUCAGACCCGAUGUUACAUUCUCGCCGUCCAGGGAUUAGGAAGCUGGAUAAAGCUUUGGGAUAACCUCUGGCUGCUGUGCCUCUGGCGCGAUGCGGCCGGUGUGUGUGCAGCUGCGAGGAAAACAUUCGCACAAUGGCAAGGAGGAAGAAAGGAAGAUAAUCGUUUGUUCUCCCAGAAAGGGUAUAAUGGCACAGAUGGAUCAGAGGGAUUUUGGUACAGCCCCCCCAACACACACACACACACACACGAGUAAUCCUUUCCCCAACCUCUCAUUUGCAUCUCAAAUGCUCUUGAGAUCAAAGCCCAUAAACUGUCCAUAGGAGCUAGCCAGUGUAAUGUGGAGUGUGCCUCUUAAACGUGUGGUGGAGUCACUGAUGUGCUUGUGUGUUAUGGUCCCCUCGUUUUGCGACAUUGCCACACCGCUAGUACUGCUGCAAGCUGCUUGCGAUGUCCUGUCCCAUUGGAGAAGGGGGGAGGGUUGCUUUUGUUUAUAGACUGCAUCCUUGGACAUAUUUGGUGAAUAGUGUUUAGAUUCAAAUACUCAUAACUCAGGCAGGAGGUGGAUGUAGGUGACAUAUUGCUAAAGAACCAAUGCUUAUGUAGUCAAUUUCCAGAGAUUUCUUCCCGGUCAAUGAUUGGACACAUGUAAAUAUGGAUGUAGUGAGUUUUGAUGGUUUGAUUGGACAACGCUGGAUAUCUGGGAUGCUCUGCAUAAUUCAUCCUGCUUUCAUGAGGAUUUUUUAAAAGCCCAAAUACAGCCAGCACAAAGACCCCGAAACAUGGAUGGUUUAGAAAGUUCUCAGUUCUUUGGCUGUAAUCCUUGUCAGGGAAUAAGCCCCAUUUAAUUCAGAGGGAAUUACUUCAGAGUAAGUGUGUAUAGGAUCGUGCUGCAUGCUAUGUAAAAACUUGUAAGCUGUUUGUUGUGACAACUGAAUCCCAUCAACAUGGAAAAUUAGUUUCACUUGAGUUUUUUCCCCUUUUUCUUUUAAAUUACUCUCCAGCUUUCUUGUCAGAUCAGUUACAUUGUGUCAGUGAAUGCAUUUUAAAUAGCUGUAGAUGGAUGCCAUGGAAAGUAAUAGGAUUUGAAAAUUAACAUAACUUCUCUCUUUCUUGCUUGGAAAGAACACUUCUCUGUGGAAAUACUCAGUGCUGCUAAGACAUGCCAAAUUACUUGACAAACUAAAAAACAAGUCAGAAUUUAAUGUCUGUCUUUAAGUGGGUAUGUAGUUUAAGAAGGUAACGUAGUUCUGCUGUAAUUUACAUUUUGUAAGUCUGCUGCAUGCUGUGUUCUGUAUUGUGCACCCCCCCACAAGUGCAGCUUGCUUUGUUUAAGGAACGUAUUAGUUGCAGAUGAUGCAAUGCAUAUGUAUAGUGUGUUUAGUAAAUAUGAAUAUAUAAGAAGAAGCUUCAGGGGAAAUAUGUUGCAGCAUUGUUAUUGAAAAUUAAAAUGUACCAGCCUGUUCAGUGUAUUGGGUUUCAGAAGUAUGUGUACUGUAUACAUGUUCAGCGUGGUCCAGUCUUGCAAAUUUUUACAGUACAUAAGUAGAUGCUUUGUGUAUUUGUAUCCUAUAAAUCUAUCUUUGUAGAGUAGUGUAGCAGGCUAAUCUUUUAGACCUCAUUCCUUCAAACAGAUGUAGGAAUGGAAUCCUAGCGUUUCUUUAUCUGGUAGCUUCAGCGUGCUGCUAUGAUAUAGCGUACAAAUGAAUGAAUGCAAUGUUGUUUCCAUACACAGAGUUCUCUGCUCCCCACCGCCUUCUAAUGUAAAGAGGCUCAAGGUAAGGAACAACAUGGAUGAGUGUGUUUUUGAUUGGAUACUAGAGGAUUGUGUGCUCUUCUCAGAUGGGGAAGCCGGAAGUUGAGACUGACUUUCUUCACUUUUGGUGAUAAAGUGGAAACCAAUCUUUUCUUGUGGUGCACCUGAGUCUGAAAACUCACUGGUGCUCCUUUAUCAGUAUGAAUCAAUGGGUGAAGAGAUGGACUGCAGUGUUGGGGAGAGUUAUGGUUCAUAUGUUCUAUUGUUCACAAUACCCUCUUUCUGUAUUGUGUGUGCCUUUACUAAGAGUCAACAGGGAAGUGUUCCAUUUCUCAAGCACAUGAGAUUGAGUUCUCACAUACGCGUCCCUUGUUCAGUGACCGCAACUAUGAUUCCUUGACUGCAUUAAUAUAUAAGAGAGCCAUUAUAGAUCAAACCAAAGGUAAGGCUUUCAUAUCCUCUUACACUUCAUACAACACAAUACAGUAGAACCUCUACUUACGACCGCCUCUACUUGGGCCCAAUCGAAUUCGUGACCACAGCAAACUCGGAAGUACCAUAUUUUUCCAUGUAUAAAACUAGCUUUUUUUCCUAAAAAAUAAUGUCAGAAAUUAGGGGGUGUCUUAUACACGGGGCCAUCUCCCCCCAUUUUCUUAAAUCUGAGUCCCCCAAAAUAGGUGGCAUCUUAUACAUGGGGGCGUCUUAUAGAUGGAAAAAUAUGGUAAAUACCAGGUUUGCCACAAUUUGCGCACACGCAGAAGCGGCUUCUGCUGUUUACGCAUGUGCAGAAGUGGCUGUCGCCGUCUGCACAUGCGCACAAUGGUGCUUCUACUAGUGACCUGUUUCGCCUAAAGGACGGGCCACCGGAACAGAUUAUGGUGGUAAGUAGAGGUUCCACUGUACUCAUCAGUGGCAUUAAUUCCCAUGUUGAACAGCAAGUGUUGGACACAUCAUGUUCUGCACGUGUGAAUUGAGCUUUAUUCAUAAAAUGAACAUGUAGCUUCCAACUAAUCCAUAGUUUAGAGAGGCUACCAGCAGGUACUUAAAUAACCAGAGAUAUGAAAGCUCACAGGCAUGAAUCUGUCAUGGACUUGCUGGAUGCAAAGGAAUGGUGGGAUACACCAGCUGGGGAACUCCCAGGAGAAGAAGGCUCAGAGCCAGGGGAUUGGUGGUGGGGCAAUGAUGUGUGGUCAGAGGAAGAAGGAGCAGACUGGGAGGAGGAGGUGUUGGAAACAGAAGAGGUAGCAGGGUUUAGUGAGCAGAAAGAGACUGUGGCAGAGAGCAGUUUAGACUCAUGGCUGGAGAGGAGGGUGGCCAAGGGGCAAGAGUUGAGACAGGCUGUUGAAGAAUCCAGGGAGUCUCCCCCUCCUGCUGCAACCAGCUCUCUUCCCCCCAUGUCUCCUAGAACAUGCAGAGAAAUGAAGAGAGCAGAGCUCUUUUUGGUUGUACACAGACAUAGUUUGUGACUGUGUGGGAAAUACCCUCGAGAGGAGGAGCCUUAGAGAGUGGUGGGAAGAUGGGGACCUUUAGUCCUUGCAACUGCCUCAUUGGAGCAGUACCUACUGGGAAGAGUUGCUGCGCUCACUAGUCAUGCACUAUUAUGGUUUCUUUGAAUAAAUAAAUAAUUAACUGUACUUACACCUUGCUUUUUUAUUGCUGACCUAUGCUUGACUCUGACAGAAUCCAUUAUUUCCUUUUGUAAUGAACCUAGAUGUGCUAGGCGGAAAUAGCACUAAAAUUAGUUCUGUGGCUUAGGAUGCAAUCCUGUAUGCGUAGUUUCCUGGGAGAAACUUGACUUGCUUUCGACUAUACAGCAGGGGUGGGGAACUUCAGGUCCGGGGGCUAAUGCAGCUUUCUAAGUCUUCCUGUGUGGCUCUCAGGACUCUCCCUAGAUCACACCAUCUCAGGCCACACCCCUUGCUGACCUCCGUAAGUGCUUUUGCUUGGCUGAGAUCAAUCCAUGAACUGUGAUAAUGCCAUUUGCUUGCUUGGAUGGAGAUAUGUAGGUAUGAGUGUGUGUGUGUGUACCAAUCUUUUGCCUGGGUGGAAUGUACCCUACUGUACAAAUGAAAGAGUCACAUCCAGGGCUCUGUCUUAUCUUCCCCUUCUACCUCCCACUGUCAUGUGACCCCUGGAAGGUUUCCCACAAGGGAACACGGCCCUCAGAUUGAAAAUAUAGCUGAUAUAGCUGAUAUACAGUAUAUUUCAAGAAUAAAACAGUCACUCACGUUAAGCCUUGCUUUUUGCUUAGCAUGUAAUGCAGGAAGAGACUUGCUUAGGUUAAACGGUGGGGGAACAGAACCCUUGCAUACCUGGCAGCAGACUGUGGUACCCAGUUCUGGAACCUUCUUUGUUCUGGUAUUAAAACAAAAAUUGACUUGCUCUUACACUCAAUGAUAUAUUAAAGGGAUGCUUGGAGAUUACAGAGCUUUUGGGUCACAGUAAAACCACAGCUGUUAACUUGUCUGAGGAUUACACUGGGGAUAAAUUCACGCAAACUUGCAAGAGUCUGGAGUUUUUAUGUUAAAAGUAACCAUGUCAUUAAAAACAAUAUGUGACCAUUACGGCAUCGAACCCAGCUGAAAAACAGGUACUUAUCUAACAGGAGACUGGCACUUCGGUGUUUUGCCAGGGGAUCACUUGCCGCUUUAACGUUUGCGUGUACAUACUACUGCUUCCUAGUCUCUGAUUAGAUCUCUUCUUCCUGUGUUUUUGAAACUGGCAGAAACGUUUUCAAUAACACUUCAGCACUAAGAUAAAUGAUUCAAGAAGGUUGAAUGACACUUGCUGUCAUCUUUACUGUUAAGAACCCCAGCAUGGGCGAAGCUGAAAUGAUCCUCAGGGAAAUCCCUCCUGCACACUGCUCCUUGAUUAUAACCAUGUAAAACUUGCACUGUGCUAAUGUGGGCUGCUCUGUUGCGGCAAAUGGGGCACUGCCCCACCAACUCCCAGAUUAAUAAUAAUUUUUCAAUUGAUGUUAAUGAAUGGAGACAAUCCGUAUACUGCUUUACACAUGCAGUUCAGUUUUCUGUAUUAAAAUGAGACACACAAAUCCGCACGUGCCUUUGAGCAUUCAGAGAAGACUUGACCCUGACAAUAGGCCAACAUUUUUUCAUGAGAAAGUAGCCCUGUGGCUGAGUGUCACAGUUACCCCAGUUUGUCCAUUAGGGCACAUGGGAUAAUGACCCACCACCAACCUCAUUCUGCCCUCAGCCAGCCUCCAGCUGCCUAACCUCUUACUGAGAACCAACCCAGGAGUUGGCAAUGCCUGUAAGCUUCCUCUUCUUUCUUAGCUUCAGGGUUGUCCUUGUAGAACUCUGCAGGGAGGAAGACGGGGACAAAACUUGAAUUAAUUCGCUCUGGCUCCGCCUACCACUAGUUUCCCAGCCUUCUGCCUUACUAGUCCCAAUGGGCCCCAGCCACUGUUGUACUGUGCAAAACAGAUGGGAGAAUUGCCAGGCCUGCUCAAUCAAGGCAUUUGGAUGUGUCUGCAUUUAUCACUCAUUUUGAGCAUAUCCUUCCUCUACUUCGCUCCAUUUUAGCUGUUUGUUACACAAGCGAAGGAUUUAUCUUUUGCUAUGGCAAUAUUCAUAUGAGCAUAGGUAAACAAUAUUGGGUACUUCUGCAAAGCUUGUUAAGGAACAAGUGACUCACUGCUCUCUCCUCAAAGAGGAUCUUUCUCAUUUGGAGGAAUGGUUAACUUUGAUUUAAACCUUUUUUUGUGUACAUUGGUUUCUGUUCUCUCUUGGACAGAGUGUUGCUCUGUUAACAGUCUCAACAUAUGUAGGGCAUGCUAUUUUAAAAUGUGGGUGAAAUCCAGUGUUGUGCAGGUGGGUGUGCACUUCGAGACUUCACUUUCCUCUCCUCCCCCAGUUGCCUUCAAGAUCUGUUCUGGAGGUGCCCUCCAGUUUUCUGGAGAAGAUUUGGAGGGCUGCAGAGUGAAGAAGAGCAAGGAAAGCCUUGGAUACAGGCUGCACAUUUUUACUUGUGCUAUUUUUGUUCAUCAGCAUUUUAUGUGCAAUGCAUAGUGCAGUUGGUGGGGGGAGAGAAUAUAAGGGAUUUCUUUUGCACACAGAUACUUCAUGUGCAGGCUUGAAGAAGUCUCUCUGUAAUCCAGCUGUGGCUAUAGAAACUUAGAAGGUUGGGAGAACAGGAGGCAUGUUAAGCUGAAAGGUAUAGCUUCGUGUUAGGACUUUGUAGUUUCUGACAGUGAUCUUAUGAUCCUAUGUUUGUUUAUUCAAAAGAAAACUUCACUAAGUACAGUGGCAUUUAAUUUUUGUGUAGGACUGUAGCCUUGGUUUCUAUAACAAUAUAUUGCAUUUAUUGUAGAUCUUCUUUAUUUUGACAUUUAUUUUAUUGUUAUAGGUUAUAUGUUCAUAUGCAACCAAAUUUAUAAGUCAAAGCAAGUAUAUUUAUAUUUUUUGAAUUUAAAAAACAAAUGAUAAAACCCCAAACGUCUUGUUUUUAUCCCUCUUCUCAGGUUUUCCCUCAUUUCUUACCAAAUGAGCACACACACAUAUAUUACGUUACCUACUUGUAAAAUUGUACAAGUGGUGAGUUUUGGAUUUCAGUUCCCUGAACAAUAAGAUAUGACUGGCAAUGCAUUUUGUUUUAUAAUAAAGUAAUAAAUUGCCCCUUGCCAAUGCCUUUUGAGAUGUUCUGGGUUAAUCAUAUUUAAAUGGGUUCCUGAAAACUAUUUGUGUGAUCUUCGUUUACUUGGGAAUAGGUUGCACUGAUUCAUGCCCACCCCCACAGUUUAUAUACAAGGACAUGUACAAAGGAUUAUAGUGUUGGGGGUAUUAUGUAUUUAUAGGAAAAAUGUUUUGGGGAUAUUAUGAAUUUUUAGGGGGAGAAAUGUAUUGCCCCUACUGUAAUAAAAAUGGCAAGGAUCUACCACCUCUAAAUCAGUUGCCUGUCCAUGUCAAGGCCACAUAUCCACCAGCUUCUUGUUUGCAGAUCCAUUUGUGGGGUCUGGAAUCUGGGAGUGGCUGUGACAGCUUUCCCAGAGCACAGAGUGCAUUUGAACAAGCCCUCUCUGAGAACUGAGAGAUGAACAUGGAUGCCAUGGGGAAUGGGGAGGCUAUUUCUUCCCCUCCAACGUUUCAUACUCCAUGUGUUUUUCUUCUGCGCCCCAUAAAAAUCAAGAGUACCUAAUUGUUUGCCAACUCACAUAUUUUGACUGCUCUUGAUAAUCAAGCAAAAUCUGUGGUUGCUCCUGACUCUUGCCCCUUCCCCUACUUGUUUGAAGGGCAGGAUCUUGCCUCUGACAUUGGUUCUGCUGCUUCCGAGUGCCUCCAAAGUUCUGCACGACUGAAGAUACAAGAGUUCGCUGCUCACCUGCGCAGAAGAGUAGAACCACAUUCCUGUGCUCUCAUUAAGUUUCAGAAGCACACAGAAGCUCAACACAAGGCGAUCAAGGUAGAUCAAGGCGAAGGCUGGUAACUUAAGUUAGGGGCCUGCAGAAGUGGUAGGACUGCUUGCUGCCUCUAAAACCAAGUGAGAGUUACGAACUGCUGACUGCUUCUCUCUUUGGACUAGAGCAGGAGUCUACAGAAUAAAGUAUGUGCUUGCCACUGACAAGUGCAUUUGGACAUUUGCUGCUUCUUGGCUUUAUUAUUAUUAUUAAGGGGUGACUGUUUGACCUGGGUUCUUGAAGGUUUUUUUUUUCAUAUGUUAAAGAUCUGGCCUUUACCUUGCUGAGAAUCUUUCCCUUUCCCCAACCACUUUGGCCUCCCCUGUUGAAAUUUGAAAGGGACCCAAUCUGUUGGUCAGAGUCUAAUUGAGCCAAGUUGUUUUUUUUUUUUAAAGGAUGUUGGCUUAAACAAAAUGAUUCUUUGGGGUUCAGGGAGCCAUGACGAGGCAUGGUACUGCUUUAAAUAUAUAGUGCAGAUGAGGCCUAUUUGCUUGUUGUAUGGUAAUGAAAAUAAUGGUUUGCGUGAUAGUUUGCGUAUUUUUCCACAGAAACAUCCCUUCAGGGACACUGCUCCUCUUCUUAGAGUUUCUCUACUCAAGAUAGCACUCAAGCGCACAUAA
Molecule: messenger RNA, 19185 nt
Organism: Podarcis lilfordi (Lilford's wall lizard)
Lineage: Eukaryota; Metazoa; Chordata; Lepidosauria; Squamata; Lacertidae
Source: the annotation of a GenBank genome assembly